This is a messenger RNA of Eriocheir sinensis (Chinese mitten crab), 893 nucleotides long. Its product is annotated as prisilkin-39-like. The record is from RefSeq and is a predicted model, not a curated record. Lineage: Eukaryota; Metazoa; Arthropoda; Malacostraca; Decapoda; Varunidae. The transcript is spliced from 4 exons. Bases 7 to 825 code for a protein of 272 amino acids.
CUGGCCAUGGCGCCCCUGCCUCCUCCCUCCGGAAAAGCCGGUGAGCCAAGCUGGGGAGAAAACUGUCGGGCGACCCUGGCCUCACGCGGCGCGGUAUAUAAGCGGCCCGGCGGCGGGAGUCAGUACAGUCGAAGCUGGUCUCUCCACCUGGUCGACAUGAAGAUCGCGGCUGUAGCUACCGUCCUGGUGGGCUUCUGCCUUCUGGCAGUGAGCGCCGAACCCGUGGCUGAGGCUGAGCCCGGAUUCAGAUACGGACACAGCAGCUACUACCGCCCCAGCUAUGGCCAUGGCGGUCAUUACAUCGGCAAGAGGAGCGCUGAGCCCGAAGCUGAGGCUGAGCCUGGAUUCGGAUACGGAUACAACACCCACUACUACCGCCCCAGCUAUGGCCAUGGCGGUCAUUACAUCGGCAAGAGGAGCGCUGAGCCCGAAGCUGAGGCUGAGCCUGGAUUCGGAUACGGAUACAACACCCACUACUACCGCCCCAGCUAUGGCCAUGGCGGUCAUUACAUCGGCAAGAGGAGCGCUGAGCCCGAAGCUGAGGCUGAGCCCGGAUUCGGAUACGGACACCACACCCACUACUACCGCCCCAGCUAUGGCCAUGGCGGUCAUUACCUCGGCAAGAGGAGCGCCGACCCCGUGGCUGAGGCUGAGCCCGGAUUCGGAUACGGACACCACACCCACUACUACCGCCCCAGCUAUGGCCAUGGCGGUCAUUACCUCGGCAAGAGGAGCGCUGAGCCCGAGGCUGAGGCUGAGCCCGGAUUCGGAUACAGACACAACAGCUACUACCGGCCCAGCUAUGGCUAUGGGUACGGACGGUAAUGCUACAGCCCUUUCGACUGUCUUACGAACGUUCACGAAUACUCUAAAAUAAAGAGCGGCUCUUUAAA